Molecule: messenger RNA, 963 nt
Organism: Saitoella complicata NRRL Y-17804
Lineage: Eukaryota; Fungi; Ascomycota; Saitoellomycetes; Saitoellales; Saitoellaceae
Product: Aldo/keto reductase
Exons: 3
Cellular component (GO): cytoplasm
Source: RefSeq, a predicted model, not a curated record
AAAGUCCAACCUGUCGGUUUUGGCUGCUGGCCAUGGGGUGAUGUGCUGUCAUACGGCUGGGGGCCCAGUGGCGGCUACGACCAGAAUCUGAACGAUGACAGUGUGCGAGACGCGUGGCGUACCAUCUUCGCGCAUUCCUCGAUCGCCAUGCUCGACACGGCGGAACACUACGGAUACACCGACGGCUACUCGGAGAAGAGCAUCGGACGCAACUGGGCCUUCGACACCGAGGAGGGGAAAGCGGACCGAAGCAAGAUCGUCUACGCAACAAAAUACCUGCCUACCCCAUGGCGACAUCCGUGGAAGUACCCGGACAUUGUUCUCAACGCGUUCCGUGGCAGCCUGGAGAGAACUGCGCUGGGGGACAUCGACAUCUACCAGAUCCACGGGCCAUCCCACUUCGGCGUAUGGCCUAGAUUGGAUACGUUGCUUGACAGUCUGGCAAAGGCGUAUGAGCUGGGGCACAUCAAGGCAAUCGGGACAUGCAACUUCGGGUUCGAGAAAGUAAAGUAUGUGUACACUAGGUUGAAGCAGCGAAAUGUGCCGCUUGUCUCAAAUCAAGUUGAAUUCUCACUGCUCAGGCAAGACCCUUGGUCCACUGGACUUAUCGAAAAGUGCCUCAAGUUAGGGAUCAUCACCAUCGCCUACUCACCGCUUGCUGUCGGCCGCUUGACUGGCAAGUAUUCCUCCUCCAAGCCUCCACGGGGUAACCGUAACUUUGGUGAUCUUGCCUGGGCCAAGAUCCAGCCUGUCGUUGACGAGCUCAGCCGCAUCGGCGCAAAAGAGGGCAAGACCCCAAGCGCAGUAGCGCUUAAUUGGGUCAUCUGCAAAGGUGCCAUCCCGAUACCUGGGGUAAAGAACGGAGUGCAGGUCAAAGACUGUUUGCAGGCCAUGGGAUGGAGGCUUAGUAAGGAGGACGAAGGCAGACUUGAUGUUCUUGGGCUUACGAACUCGUGGGAUUGG